UGUAGCUUUGGAGAGGAACCCCAAAAAUAAGUUUGAGAGGCCCAAGAUGGCCUUGGGUUUGGAACAAGAUGUCCUUGGGAUGUCACCUACUUGUUUUUCAACUCAGGUGCUCCUUCCCUUUCCCUGCCCUUUUCGAAGUUUGUAUGUGUCUUCUCAAUUAUUUGGGCAUGUUUUAAACGUGAUGGAUUUUAAUCGGACACAAAACAGUUUUUCUUGUUAGGUUGGUUCCAAAUACAUCCUGAACAUACUUAGGUAGAAAAGAAUAACCUUUUCUAAAUGAGUUGCUUUGUACAAAAUAGCAUUCUAAAUAAAAGUGCUUAAUCAUAGAAUACAACAGCAAUUAUUCUUCUGUUCUUCUGCCAAUCUGUAUUGUAAAGGUUUUUGGUUCUUCUAAGAUUUUGAAUUGGGUAAGUACAGCUGUCCUGGUAUUGUACAGUUACAGCUUUUAAUAAAAUUCAGGUAAAGCUGCCAGUAAUCAUCAGUCAAAACAGCAUGUUGUAAAAUGAGAUUUUUCCACAGUGAAACUGAAAGAAAUCUACGUGACGUUCUCAUUUUGUUGAUGGCUGUUGUUUGUAGUUGAGAAUUAGCUUAAGAAACAAAUCAUAAUUUAGUUACUGAUAGAACAUUUGUAGCUCAGGGUUGAACUGCGGUGCGAGGUCCCUGGUGCUCUCUCAGCUUGAGACAUUAGGUGACCCAACUCGGUAACAUCAUCAGUGCUAGAAAGGAGUGGGCUUCUAGCUUCUAACAUUCAUGAUGUUACCGAGUUGGGUCAUGAAACGUCUACCAGAAAACUACCAAGCUCAAGAGAGCCCCAGGAUGCCAUGUAAUUAGUUCAAUUACUUUUGUGAAGGAGUCGAAGUGGUUUCUCUGUCCAGAUCAAAUAAAGAGGCUUUUUGUUGUAGAGGAUUCUGUGUUUUCUGAUCCAACCCCAACUUUUUUGCAUGCUGGUGAUUUUUAGCCUAUGGAUUUCUGGAGAAAAUGCUUUGGAAUUGUUCUUACCUUAUUGCCAGUCAAUUAACAUUAAGGAAGUAUCUACACUGGUGUUUCUCAACUUUGGCAAAGCUAAGAUAUGCAGGCUUCAACUGCCAGAAUUCACCAAGGCUGGCUGAGGAAUUCUGGGAUUUGAAGUCCACACAUCUUAAAAGGUGCCAGAAUUGAGAAGCACUCAUCUACACAGAUUUUUUUUUAAAAAAAAACAACAAUCUCAAGGCUUGUUGUCUUUUCACAAAGGAAAAUUGAACUUCCUUAGUGCUCUUAUUUCACGGAGACAUUCACUGAAAUGCAAGUUAACUGUGGUUGGUUGAUGGUUGUGCCAAAGGAAUAUAUAUUGGUUCCGUGGAACUGCAUGUGUGAUCUGCUUAUUCUGCAACCAGAGGAAAUGUAUUUCAACAGCAGGCCUGAAGAACUCUCUGCAAUGUUGAAGAACAGCCAGAGAUCCCACAAAAGCGGUGAACAAAAUGAUGAAAACUUUAUUUUGAAACAUGACCGAGCCUUUCUUUUGUCAAUGGCAAACAGAGGGAAACAUACGAAUGGUUCCCAGUUUUUCAUAACUACGAAGCCUGCUCCUCACCUUGAUAGCGUCCAUGUCGUCUUUGGACUCGUUAUUUCUGGUUUUGAAGUCAUAGAACAAAUUGAAAAUCUGAAAACUGAUUCUGCCAGUAGGCCAUAUGCCGACGUGCGCGUCAUUGAUUGUGGGGUGCUGGUUACCAAACCGGCAAAAGAAGUGUUGGAGAAGAAGCGGAAAGCAUGGAGUCAGUCAGAAGCUUCCGAUAGCUCCUCCAGCAGCACUUCCACAUCAUCGGAAUCGUCUUCCGACAGCGAAUAUGAAAAUGAGCGGAGCAGAAGAAGGAAGAGGAAGAGGCGGAACAAGGCUAAGCAGUCUAGGAAACGGAGACGGGAAGAGAGGAAGAAAGAGGAAACAAAAAACAAACACAAGUCAGUCUAUAAAGAGUCUCAAACAUCCAGGUGCGAAGUAACCUCGGUGGCCCUAAAUCGCUCUCUUUCCUCCAGCCACUCGGACCGAAGUGAAACAAACGAAAAAUCAAUAGACUUGAACAUGAAAAGGGAUAAACCUGUCGUCCGUCCAGAAGAAAUCCCUCCUGUGCCGGAAAAUAGAUUUUUGCUAAGAAGAGAUAUGCCCAUUAUAAGUACAGAGCCAGAUCUGAAUAUUGACUCAGGAGCUGUUUUGAGUGACCAGAAGCCUUCGGUGUCAAAAUCUGGAAGAAAAAUCAGAGGGAGAGGCACAAUAAGAUACCAUACGCCGCCUCAUUCUCGUUCAUGCACAGAAUCAGAUAACAAUGGAAGUAGCGAAACACCACCCCACUGGAAAGAGGAAAUGCAGAGAUUGAGAGCUUAUAGGGCCCCCAGUGGAGAAAAGUGGAGUAAAGGAGAUAAGCUGAGCGACCCAGGAAGGUGGGACGAAAGAAGUCUGUCCCCUCGGUCCCGUUCUUGGUCCCACAACGGCUUUUCAGACCUCAGUAGUGCUCAACAUGUCGGCCAUCGUAAAAAACACCGGAAAGAGAAAAAAGCGAAGCACAAGAAGAAAGCUAAAAAGCAAAAACAUUUAAAGAAGCACAAACAGGUGAAGAAGAAACGGUCUCCUUCCACCGAAGUAGAAUCCUCCCCUUCUUCUGCCAGAAGGACAAAAUCGUUGUGUGACCGGGAAAGAGCAUCGCAUUCUUCCUCCUUGACAUCUAAAGACGAUUCUUCUAGAAGAGGCUGGUCCAAAUCCGAGCGAGACAAGCAGAGCUCGGCCUCUUUCUCCAGCAGAGAUUCUCGCUCGUAUUACAAGUCUCGAUCUCGGUCCAGGUCGAGAUCUUAUUCCCGAAGUUCUCAAUCGAGAAACGCUCACGUGUCCUCGCGUUCAAAGAGCAGGUCAAGAUCCAGUUCUGCCUCGAAGCCGGUGAAAGCAGUCCCCAACUCACCCCAAAAUGCGGCAGCUCAUUUAAAGAAGUGUAAGCUGGUCUCCACUGAACCGGUACGAACAGCGUUACCCCAAAAUGAUAAACUCGCUAUUCAGCCCGUGGUUGCCGAAAGCCUCCCAGUUAUCCCACUGAGCGAUAGUCCUCCACCUUCCAGAUGGAAACCGGGGCAAAAACCGUGGAAACCAUCUUACGAGCGUCUCCAGGAAAUGAAAGCCAAGGCCACUCACCUGCCACCUGCUCAAAUGAAUUACAGCUUAAUCGGCAUCCAAGACCCCGGACCUUCCUCUUCCUAUCCUAAGCAGCAAAAGAGCUCAGAGAGCGACCGGAGCCGUUACUCCAAAAUCCAGAGCAACAGAAGCUCAGGUAGCUGGUGGAAAUCUAGAAGCAGGAAUUCACGAAGUCGGUCCUCCUCCAAGUCCUACUCUAGAUCAAGAAGCCGUUCCAGUUUGAGAUCCCGAUCCACCGUGAGAUCCCGCUCAGGGAAUCCGUUCCCCAGCGACCGGUCAUGCUACAGCGGAUCCUCCUCUUACUUUUCCCUCAGCGAAGAUGACCGACAGAAAAGCCGGACCAAGUUGGAAUCCCGCGAGAGAAAUUCCGAGCUAUCCAAGAAAAGGCAGAGCAGUUCGGAGAGCACACUUCCCUACGUGAAAGGCGUGAGCUCGUCGAAGCCUCGAAGCGCAAGCAGAUCGUCCAUCGAUUCCUCGACCGAAAGUGAACAAUUGACUCCAUCCCAGGCCGUUGAAGAAAAAGGAGAAUUAAGGUCUGAAAAAGUGACCCGGAAGCAAAACAAAAGAAGUUUGAGUUGCAAUGAGAGUGAAGAGAAAUCUCGGUCUGGGCAGGACAGCCACCGUUCCAAGCAAAAAGUUUUGAAAGACAAAUCUCAGGCUCUUAGAAGUGGCCGGAAAGCCAAAACGAAAAACUAUAUGAGCGAUGAGUUGCAUUCCGGACCAAAUUCUGAAAUAGAAGAAACCCAAAAUUACAAAGGGAACUUGAGACUCUUGUCUGCAAAAGAGGAAGGCGAGGCCUCAUCGGACUCCGAUACGGAUCCCCACCCAACCGUCAAGUGCAGGUCCAAAUCUGUACCUGACCCAGAUAUGUCAAAAGAGAACAAACAUCCUUCCUCUUCAGAAACCGUGACCUCUGAUUCCGAUGCAGACUCCAGGGACAAAUCCUGGAAGCCAAAGCGAAGUUUCAGAAAACCCUUCCGAAAAGUCCACGCCAAAAAGGCAAAGGAAAAACCCAAAAGCAAAAAAGAGAAGAAACACAAGGCUGAAAAACGAAAAGAGACAUUCCAUUGGCAGCCACCCUUAGAAUUUGGAGAAGAGGAGGAGGAGGAGGAGGAGGAGAAAGUCAGCGUCAGAAAAUGUGGAAUAAAAGAAGUGCAAGAGAAACACGCUAAAAAGGAAACCAAAGAGAAAAAUAAAGAUCCAGAUUCCAAAAGUGAUAAGACGAUGAAAGAACAUGUGAAGGAUGAUCGGAUCUCCCACAAAGAGCCGGUCCUCUCAAAGAGAGGAGGAGAUCAAGCCGCGUCCACUAACCAACUGAAUAAAAGCAGUGAAGAAAAAGUUAUUUCUUCAACUCAUGUUCCAUACCCAAUUAAAAAUACCUCUGUUUCCAAAAGUCCCACGGCAGCUCAGGAGAAAAAUGGAAACGAACAGGUUGCUAUAGAUGAUAUGGAGAUUUGUACUCCAGACCAUAAUUCGCCUGUGAAAGUGCACCUGCAACUUUCUCCAGUGAGCCUAAAGUUAAAUUUCCAAGACAUUAAUAAAGCCAGCACCAGUUCCCAGGCGGCAGUUAGCACUGUAACCCAGAAUGUAAGACAAGCCGUUGACACUAAGGGACGGACUAAUCUCCAAGAAGGCAGUGAAGAACGAGACGGGGAAAAACAGAAAGCUGCCACCAGCAUUGAAACCAUGCUUAAAGUGGAUGUUUCUGAAAAUGCAUCAAGCAGUGUCGGGGACAAGAAGUGGAAACCGUUACAGGGUGCCGGAAAUCUGCAGCUCCCAGCGCCCGCUAGCAAUCUUUUUGAAAUGAAAAACAUGGCUUCCAGCUCCUCUGAUCCCAAACUGCCAGGUUUAAGGAUCGAGAUUAAAAGUAAAAACAAGAUUAGGCCAGGCUCCCUGUUUGAUGAAGUCAGAAAGACAGCACGUUUGAAUCGGAGACCCCGUAACCACGAGAGCUCGAGUGAAGAAGAUUCUCCGACACGAGAGGACAGUCAGUCCAGAAGUCGGAGUUGCUCGCGCAGCAAAUCGGAUGUUAAAUCCAGGCACCGGACAAGAUCACUGUCUUACAGUCAUUCACGAAGUCAGUCGAGGAGCUCCACGUACUCCUAUAGAUACGUUUUUCCUCCCCCACAACCCAUUUCUUACACAGAUCCCGGAGUUACUCAAGAAGCCCAAGCAGAGGGUGGCACAGUGGUGGCCGCUCAAGAAGUCGAAGCAGCUCUUACAACAGUUGCAGAAGUUACAGUCACACUUACAGUCGAAGCCCCUCCAGAAGCAACUCUUACACUCACCGGAGUCGGUCGAGCAGAUCCUACACCUAUGACAGUUACGAUAGCCGGAGUCGCAGCCGUAGCAGAAGUAAAAGAAGUGAUAGUUACCACCGGUCUCGUAGCUACGACCGACGUUCCAGAUCUUACGGGUCCGAGAGCGAAAGUGACCGCAGCUAUUCUAAUUGCCGAAGUCCCAGCGAAAGCAGCAGAUACAGCUGAGAGCUGACGGUUGAUCAUAGCAAUUAUGCAUAACAGAAAGUUUUUUAUGUCCGUAGCUUGGAUCAACGUUUUGUUUCUGUUUUUUUUAAUGUCUAGGUGAAACUAAUUGCUGCCAACAGAAGUGUAGCCUUAUUUAAACUCAGCACAACGUGUUUUUUUUUUGUUUUUUGUACACUCUACUAUGGCAGUCAUUUUGUAUUGCCCAGUUUCAUUUCAAACUAGAUGAUACAGUUGACGUGCAAUCGAAUGGUUCAGUUAAGCCUCUUAAAUUGUUUCUCCGAAGGAAAUUCGCUCGGUAACCAUGAAACUGUGAAGAAUCAUAUUAUAGGAAUCUCAGCUGCGAUCUACCUGCUUCAAACAUUGCCGUUUCAGUGCCGAACUAAUGGUUCGUUGAUAUCUUGACAGGUCAAUAACUUUGAUAGUACAGAUCCAGGAAGAUCCCGGCUACGAGAUCAUUCACUACCAGAGUUAUGAAUUCUGGGAGUUAGAUUCAUCGCUUGUCUGGAAAAUGUCGUGUAUUAUUUGGAUCCCAUGAGUUAAAAGCUGGUUACCAUCCAGUUUCUUGAUCAGUUUUGCCUAAUGCUCCCUUGUAGGCGUUAUCGAGGUGUGGAUAGUGACGCUAGACCACAUUGAGUCUCUGUUCUCUAUCCAUUGAAGAAGCAAGAACAAUGUUCUCCUUGUCUGACAUCAAGCUGUUGCGUUUUUCCCAUGGUCUUCUGAUUCUGGAUUUUUAUCAUGUCUGAAUGUGCUAGCAUUCUCAUUUUCUACUAUCUCUGUCAGAUCUGCAAAGGUGAGCAUCUGCAAAGAUAGCAAGCUGUAAAUUUAUUUCAGGAAGCUAACUUUCAGGAGCAAUUGAAUUUUAUUCUUCGGUUUGAAUUCAGCAGAUAAAAAUCCAUUUUGAAAUGGAAAUGUCGGGAUAUACCCAAAUUUUUGUAUCGGAUAGUUAACUUAAAGAAAAAAAAAAACGGAGGAAAUAACUGUUAUUAUUUAGUGUUCCAGGCAAACGGCAACGCUUUAUCUGUUAAUGCCGGUCCUGAAUUUGUUAAAAUUUCUAUGAUGCCGAAUCGCUGCAUAUUUCGUAACGGGGUGGCAUAGAGCAUUUUUUUGGGGAACGGCUUCAGCGCCCAAAUUUCUGACUUGAGUAUGAGGUGGCCAUUUUGAAUUCAAGAGGGAAUUCAAGAUCCUCCCCUUGUAGAUUCUCAAAGUAGCCCGUUUCGUUUUCAAAAUGGUUUGAAGGAUUUCCUACGCUCCCCGCUUCAUCAAUUUAAAUAAUUUUCUUUUGGUUAGGAACCAAAAUGUAUUAUUGAAAUGAUUUUUUUCCCUCCUUCAAUGCAAUUAAAAAUAGGAAUAUUUAAAUACAA
Pseudonaja textilis is the source of this 6998-nucleotide messenger RNA. The record is from RefSeq and is a predicted model, not a curated record. NCBI's taxonomy places the organism in Eukaryota, Metazoa, Chordata, Lepidosauria, Squamata, Elapidae.